UAUUAAAGCUUUGUAUAUUUGAACAUAUCCAUCGUUGACUUCUAUUCAAAGUAAAGCACAAUGGUAACGAAGAUUGAAGAAAUCACUGAUGAAAAUGAGGUUGGUGGAAGCUUUCCUGAACAAGAACAUUUAGUACAAAUAGCUCGGUCUGUGUUCAAUCCUAAUGGGGAUAACGUUGAAAUGGACGAGUUUAUCUCUAGCUCAUUUCAGUAUAUUCUGGAAGUGAUGUAUAAGAUGACAAAUACUACUGAUAAAGAAGAGACUGCCAAACAAGUAGCAGAAGAUUUAAAUAGCAAAUUUGAUACUUGGAAAGCCAAUAGGGAAUCCAAUAAUCAAGAGACAAAAGAAUAGGAUUUUUUUCUCGAAACCAUAUAUAGACAACU
Messenger RNA from Scheffersomyces coipomensis, 383 nucleotides. RefSeq lists its product as uncharacterized. The record is from RefSeq and is a predicted model, not a curated record. The transcript has a single exon. Lineage: Eukaryota; Fungi; Ascomycota; Pichiomycetes; Serinales; Debaryomycetaceae. The coding region runs from base 61 to 351 and encodes 96 amino acids.